AUGAACAAGAAGCUGAAGAUGUACAAGGUCGUCAUCCUCCCGACGCUGCUAGACGGAGCGGAGACUUGGACGGUGUACACAAAGCAGGCACGGCGACUGAACCACUUCCACCUCAGUUGUCUUCGCCGCAUCCUGAGGCUGAACUGGCAGGACCGCAUUUCCGACACCGAUGUGCUGGAACGGACGGGAAUCCUCAGCAUCUGCACCAUGCUGAGACAAAUGCAGCUGCGUUGGAGCGGCCACCUAGUGCGCAUGGAUGACGAGCGACUACACAAACGACUCUUCUACGGAGACGUCGCGACGGGUUAUCGCCGCCAAGGUGGUCAAAUUCGCCGAUACAAGGACACCCUGAAGUCCUUCCUGAAACGCCUGCAAAUCAACCCGACCGACUGGGAAGAGCUCGCCCGCGAUCGUCCGACAUUGUGGUGAACAGUGAAGACGGGUUCUGCUAUCCACGAAGCCAACCGCAUCGCUGCCGCCAAAGCGAGACGCGAAUCCCGCAAAUCCCAACUGCGCCCAGUACGCAACGCCGACGCACAACCGCUGCCAACGUGUCCUCGAUGUCAACGGACAUUCGGGGCGUCAAUUCUUUGAUAUAGAAUUUGGUCCAAAAGGGCUCUGAUGAUGCCAGCCGCUUGAAUAAUACCGGAGCAUAGCACUAAAAAUAAUCAAAUUUAUAAAAGAUAGCAUCAUUGAUAAACAUAGAACAGAUAGUUAUAUUCUUUCUUUCCUCCCUUUCUCGUUUUCAUCAGCUAUGUCACCUGACAUUAAAUAUCCCUUAUGAAGCUAAUAAAAAUAUACCCUUCGAUAAAACCCUGCAUAUAAGUCGUGCGUAUGUCUAUAUUAAGGCCAUAUUAAACAUAUAUACAACUAUAUUAGGUCAUAGUAAACAGUCGACCAGUAAUCCUGUAAUUUCACAUUAACAAGAAAAAUAUGAUACAUGAUUCAAUAGUAUUUUGACAGUUUUGAUUGUGAAUUACCAUUGAAUGCUUCUUACUCCUGAUAUAUAUUCAUCUUUUCCAGCUCAUAGUCCAGACGACGAUGGUAAGCCUCCUGAAAAACAGGUAGGAACUGUGCGACCGCCCCCUCACGGCUGGCCAGAUAGACUGACAACCAGCAACUAAAGCACACCGAAAUUUACCCAACUGGAAAAUUAUUUCAAGGUCAGGCCGAUAUCAAAAUUCUUCAAUUGCCAUGAAGGACAUAUUAUUCAUGCCCCCAAAAACUACCAAACUGCAAACUUCAAUUUUUAUAUUGUACAUAUCGUUAUUUUUUAAAACAUUUGUUAUUAUUUUCCCUUAGAACUGAGGUUUUUUUUAACUUAAAACAAACUCUCAAUUCGUGCUCUUUUGGCUAAACAGACACCCAAAACAAAUGAAGUCAAAGUGCAGUUGAAAUUGGUGAGUUUGUUUUGGGUUAUUUUCCUGAGUUCAAAGGGGACUGACAGUGCCCAAGGGGCGCUACAAUAAACCAACAACCGUCCCUCCACCCGCCUCUUCCUCGUCCUCUCUGCCGCCAACUACCUCUGGCAAUUCUUCCGAACCAGCACUCCCAUCAUCCUCCUCCUCCUCCUCCUCCACCAUCACCACCACUGCCCCAGCGACGGCCGCUCAGUCGACCAUCUCGCACACCACCGACCCUGACACAACCUCCGACACCACCCCCACUACCUCGGACUCCAGCGAUGAGGAUCAGGACUAUACCUGCCCUCACUGCGACUGCACCUUCACCUCACACAUUGGCCUGGUCGGUCACUUGCGAAUCCAUCGCACAGAGACUGGCGAGCCAGUGCCUGGAGCACCAACCUACACCCACUGCACUCGCCUCCACUGCCCACACUGCCCACGCAUACUCAGUCAGCGCAUGGGCCUAUUCGGCCACAUGCGCACUCACGAGAGCGGAAUUGACUACAAUUCCGACACACCAACCACAUCCAAAACGCUCACCAUGCCCAGUACCACCCUCGCUCCGUCGUCCUGUGCGCCCAUCAUCACCUCCACCACCGCCGCCUCCUCUGCAGCUGACACCGACACCGUCGACCUCUCAUGCUCACACUGUCCACGCAAGUUCAACUCACGCAUCGGCCUGGUCGGUCACUUGCGAAUCCAUCGCACAGAGACUGGAGAACCAGUGCCUGGAGCACCAACUUAUACCCACCAAGCUCGCAUCAACUGCCCACACUGUCCUCGCACUUUCAGGCAUCGCAUGGGCCUAUUCGGUCACAUGCGCAUCCCCGACGACCUGCGGUAG
Spirometra erinaceieuropaei is the source of this 2250-nucleotide messenger RNA. The record is from the annotation of a GenBank genome assembly. Lineage: Eukaryota; Metazoa; Platyhelminthes; Cestoda; Diphyllobothriidea; Diphyllobothriidae.